Messenger RNA from Polistes canadensis, 3462 nucleotides. RefSeq lists its product as uncharacterized. The transcript is spliced from 18 exons. Lineage: Eukaryota; Metazoa; Arthropoda; Insecta; Hymenoptera; Vespidae. The record is from RefSeq and is a predicted model, not a curated record. Gene Ontology annotation, molecular function: metal ion binding. The coding region runs from base 91 to 3462 and encodes 1123 amino acids. Gene Ontology annotation, biological process: superoxide metabolic process.
UGCCGUAUGGCAAACCAUGUGAAUUGACGAUUUAAGAGAUCAAUUUAACACGAAGAAAAUGCUGUGAACAGUCUUCAAUUACAGUCGAUAAUGUGGUGGCUUUUUUUAUUAAGUUGCGUGGUAACAGGAAAUGCACUCAAACUAGCAGCUUAUAUAUCUGCUGGUGGCCUUCAUGGAGAGGUCCGAUUUGAGCAGAAAACGGAGAAUUCUAUAAGAAUUCGAUUCGCUUUACAAACGACACUUCAAUAUCCAGAUCAACAAUGGUUCUGGUCUGUCACUCAAUUUCCUGUUGACUACACUGUCAUAGAUGAUCGAUGCAGUCGACGUCAUCUCGGGGAAAACAUAAUUGAUCUGACGGAUCUAGUUGGUCCAUUGGAAAUGCCUGGGAAUGAAACUGGUUCUGUUGAAGUUCCAAAUGUAACUCUAACAGGUGAAAAAGGAUUAUGGGGUAAAGGUCUAUUACUAAAAGACUCAUAUUCGGCCAGAGUAAUUUGCGCUUCUAUCACGGUUUUUGAAAAAAAUACGGAGAAAUUCGCCGAAGCUCAAUUUUAUGGUCCAAUAGCUGGAACAAUUUGGUUCCGAUGGCUUGGUGGACAAGCUGGUGACAAUACUACCGAUACAAUCAUUUAUGCGGAUUUGCAUCAUGUCAAUAAUCCGAAGUUACAGGUAGACUACACAGAACAUUACUGGAAAAUUUAUGUGACUGAUAUUUUUAACGUUGGCAAAGAUAAAUCAAAUUGUAAUACACUUCAAACCGUUUUCGAUCCAGACAAUGCUGGUCCUGGCCGAUCUAUCGGUGACGUUGACGCACGUUUGGGUAAAAUAAAAGUUGCCGUAAAACAAAAUCCAAAAUACAAGACUUCUUAUAGGGAUCCGGAAUUAUCACUCUUACCGGCUGAUCUUCUUGGGCCACAUCGAUUAUUGUACUUGGUCAUCUUUCAUCCGACGCACGAUGACUCGUUCUUAGCAUGUGCCAAAAUCAAUCAUCGCAAGCCGAUUCUUGCUAAAACAUUAUUUAGUUCUCGUGGCAUAAAAGGUGAAAUCACAUUAAGCCAAGAAACUCCGUUUAAUCCAACAUGGAUCAAUAUAUCUUUGACACCAGUUAAUUUAGAAACGAGACUACGUUAUGCGACUAAAGUAGCAUAUUACAGGAUACACGAAUUACCACCUGAACCAGCCAAGUUUUUAGAAGAUGUCGGAGAACCGUGUUUGACAACUAAAAAUAUGUAUAAUCCAACUAAGAUCGACGAAAAAACUAUACCACCGGCAGGUUUGGGAACUCAAGAUCAAUAUAGCAUUGGUGAUUUAUCGGGAAAGCUUCAAGGUCGCAAAGAAGGAUCUUAUCAUACUGAUAUUUUACCUGGAAGUGCAAAAUUGCAUGGUAUCUAUUGGGACGCGUAUUUGCCAUUGUCAGGAGUUCAUAGUGUCGUUCACCGAUCUCUUGUGAUUCACAAAUUGAAUGAAACCGAUAAUAAAGGUAUAAUACCAUGGGUUUGUGGUACUUUUGCUCUUCACUUGCCACAAAAUGCAGGACAAAUGCCUAUGUUCACAGCACAAGUGGUGUUUAGGUAUCCAUUAGUUGGAAAAAUUAUAUUCCGUCAGCCAAAGAACGAUCCUGAAGCUGAUACAACUAUUAUUAUCGAAAACCUAGUUCAUGCCGAUGGUAGUGCGCUAAAUAAUUCAGCCGAGCAUAGAUGGAUGGUACACGAUAAUCCUCCUGGUAAAGAUUAUUAUAAUUGGACUGGCAGAUGUUUAAGUGCUGGUGGUCCUUAUAAUCCGCACAAAAUCGACUGGGAUCCUAAUCACCCGGAACAUUGUUCAACGGUUGAAAUUUCGUUAUGUCGAUUGGGUGAUCUCACGAGACAUGGCAAACUUGAAAUUGCUGGAAAAAAACUUUAUGGACCUCUCCUAACUCGAAAGCUUUUUACAGAUACAAUGUUGCCACUUUCUGGACGAAAUAACAUUUUAGGAAAAAGUUUAGUCAUUUACGAUGAUCAUGGACCAAUUGCAAGAGGAGAAAGACUCGCUUGUUCAAUCAUCGGUGGAUUAUAUCGAUUAAAGGCAGUUGCGAAAGAUUGGUUUGGUAAUGGUGAACCCAUUGAUAUACGAGGAAAAUUAGAGUUCAUUCAACAAAGCGAGUAUGACGUCACGGACAUUGAAAUCAAUCUUGAAGGACUUGGUGGAAAAAUGAGUGGAUAUCACAUACACAUGGCUCCAGUAGAAAUAGAUUUAGAAUUCCCUUGUGAAGCUACAUCUUUAUAUAAUUAUUGGAAUCCGUUGCGCGUGAAUUCAAGUAACGUUCCAGGAUCUAGAGAAGGUACAUCGGAUCAAUAUGAAAUGGGAGAUCUUAGUGGAAAAUUUGGUACUUUGGAUAACAGAAAAAAAUAUACAACGAGUUACAACGACACGUUGCUUCCAUUAUUCGGACCUAGAAGCAUUCUUGGUCACAGCAUAGUGAUUCAUAAAAAAGACAAAAAUAUAAGAUACGCCUGUUCUACGAUAGAAAGGGGAUAUGCACCAUCCGAAGCGAUAGAAUUACGAGCAAUUGCUUCGUUUCAUCAUCCACAAGGAUUUGCAUUUGGAUAUGUUAAAAUGUCACAGCUGAUAUAUAAAGAUGGUAGUCAAAGUGAGACAGUGGUCGAAGUCAAACUACGACAUCCAGGGAAUCAUGAUCGUAAUAUUACAAGAAAUCACAAUUGGGCUAUAUAUGUUAAUCCUGUUGGAGUGGAUGCUGCUGUAAAAGUAAAAGAUACUAGAUGCGUUGCAGGUGGAUAUCCAUGGAAUCCAUAUUUCACUCAAUUAGCGGAUCCUUUGAAUGAAGAUCUAUAUAGACAAGAGUGCGGUCCUGAUUUACCUUUAAGAUGUCAAGUAGGAGACAUUUCAUCUCGUUUGGGACCAAUUAAUAUAGGAACGGAAAGACGAGUUUUUACAGAUCCAAAUUUUCCAUUAGAUGGACCGGUUUCUGCGAUGGGAAAAUCGAUUGUUAUUAUGGAUAAAGAUUUGGGGAGUAGUAGAUUUGCUUGUGCUAAUAUCGAACCGGAUAAUGACAUAGUAAAAUAUGCCAAUAUAAGGAAACCACCUCGUUUCGUUGUAGCACAAUUCUUAGAAGAUGUAAGAAAAGUAAUGGGUAUUCCUGAAUGGAUGUUAUCCAUUGAUAGUAGGAAAACUAAAAUAUUACAUAAUGGAGCUUGUAUUCAAUUUUUGUUACAUUUUAAAGGUCCAAUAGCUAAUAAAUUAGAACAGGAUUUUAGUAAAUUAAUAUCGACGGGAAAAUUAGAAGCUCCAAGUUUAUACAUACCAGGUUAUAUACCAUUGAAAAGAAAAGCAACAUUAGGGCAUCGGCAAUGUGGAGUAAGAGAUCCUAAUGAUAAAAAUUUGAAUUUGUUUAAAAGCAGUUCCAUUUCCCGUGCAUCAACAUUACUUACGAUAUUCCUACUAGUCUUUAUAAAUAGACUAAUUUAA